Messenger RNA from Physeter macrocephalus (sperm whale), 2247 nucleotides. RefSeq names its product solute carrier family 25 member 11 (gene SLC25A11). Bases 140 to 940 code for a protein of 266 amino acids. The record is from RefSeq and is a predicted model, not a curated record. NCBI's taxonomy places the organism in Eukaryota, Metazoa, Chordata, Mammalia, Artiodactyla, Physeteridae. The transcript is spliced from 9 exons. Gene Ontology annotation, biological process: transmembrane transport. Gene Ontology annotation, molecular function: transmembrane transporter activity.
GCCAACUUUCAGCUGGCGCUGGACCUGAGCGCCGGGGCGUGCGCGGGCGCCCUCGCCCCUGUUGCGCGCGCGGUGUCACCUUGGGCGCGAGCGGGGCCGCGCGCGCACGGGUCCGGGAGCCGAGGGCCAUUUAGUGGCGAUGGCGGCGACGGCGAGUCCCGGGGCUUGUGGGAUGAACGGAAAGCCCCGUACCUCCCCUAAGUCCAUCAAGUUCCUGUUUGGGGGCCUGGCCGGGAUGGGAGCUACAGUUUUUGUGCAGCCCCUGGACCUGGUGAAGAACCGGAUGCAGCUGAGUGGGGAAGGAGCCAAGACACGAGAGUACAAAACCAGCUUCCAUGCCCUCACCAGCAUUCUGAGGGCAGAAGGGCUGAGGGGCAUUUACACCGGACUGUCAGCUGGCCUGCUGCGCCAGGCCACCUAUACCACUACUCGCCUUGGUAUCUAUACCGUGCUGUUUGAGCGCCUGACUGGGGCUGAUGGUACACCCCCUGGCUUUCUGCUGAAGGCCCUGAUUGGCAUGACUGCAGGUGCAACUGGUGCCUUUGUGGGAACACCAGCUGAGGUGGCUCUUAUCCGCAUGACCGCUGAUGGCCGGCUUCCAGCUGACCAGCGCCGUGGCUACAAAAACGUGUUUAAUGCCCUGAUUCGAAUUGCCCGGGAAGAGGGCGUCCCCACACUAUGGAGGGGCUGCAUCCCUACCAUGGCUCGGGCCGUCGUUGUCAAUGCGGCCCAGCUCGCCUCCUACUCCCAGUCCAAGCAGUUUUUACUGGACUCAGGCUACUUCUCUGACAACAUCCUGUGCCACUUCUGUGCCAGCAUGAUCAGCGGCCUGGUCACCACUGCUGCCUCUAUGCCUGUGGACAUUGUCAAGACCCGGAUCCAGAACAUGCGAAUGAUUGACGGGAAGCCGGAAUACAAGAACGGGCUGAUAAAGUCCUAGGAAUGGAAUUCCUGGGUCAGUGAAAAGUUGAUUGGAGAGACUUCCUGGUCAUGCAGUGGUUAAGAAUCCGCCUGCCAAUGCAGGGGACACAGGUUCGAGCCCUGGUCUGCGAAGAUCCCACAUGCCUUGGAGCAACUAAGCCCGUGCGCCACAACUACUGAGCCUGCGCUCUAGAGCCCAUGAGCCACAACUACUGAAGCCCGCAUGCCACAACUACUGAAGACCGUGCACCUAGAGUCCGUGCUCCACAACAAGAGAAGCCACCGCAAUGAGAAGCCCGCGCACCGCAAUGAAGAGUCCCCGGCUCAAUGCAACUAGAGAAAGCGCGCGCACAGCAACGAAGACCCAAAGCAGCCAAACAUUAAUUAAUUAAUUUUUAAAAAGUUGAUUGGAAAUCUCAUUUAACAAGACGAGUAUGAACUUUCUUUCCUGUACCAAGUCCCAAGGACUUUUUUCUUCUUUACCCAAGUCGGUACGGAGAGCGCUGCCCUGGGAGAGCGAACCCUUCACCCUGGGCCUCCGGGCACCCUGGGUGCGCUCAGCGUCCCCGGCUUCUCAAGGGUCCCCCAAGGGGACAGCUGUGCUGCCUCCCUCCUCUUCCUCUCUCUCUCCCUCUUUCCGCUACCCCUUCAUUUCCACCCUCCCUUUUUGAAGGUAUUUAUUAUGACUCUUUACCCUUUUCAUCUCUUUCCAAUGGAGCCAGCCACCCUUCUGCUCUGGCUGCCAGUUCCCUCCGACACCAGGACCAACCACCUCCUCUCUCCCCAGGGGUUUCUCACAGUUUUAUAGCAGAGCGUCUACAUUUGAGGACAGAGACAACAGCCCAAGUGAGUUCACCACCUUGUCAGCUUUUUAGGGCUUCGAUGAGCACUUUAUUAAUAAAGGAGAUGUCACUGGUUGCCAGUAUUUUCUCCCACUUUGUUAUGUGCUUGCCUUUGAUUUUUUGACCCUACAGAAGCUUUCUGCAUUUUUUUUCUUUUUCUUUAUGGCCUCUGAUUUUGGGCUCCAGGAAGGGAAGAAAGACCUCUCCAGGAUGAUGAAUACAUCAAUCCUUGUUUCAUUCUAGGACUUUCUUGGCUUCAAUUUACAUUCAAAUAUCUGAUCCACCUGGUGGAAGAGAUGAGGGUCUGGUGGCUAUUUUGAUGAUUGGUUCUUCAGUUGUCCCAAAGCAUUUAUUUGAUUAACCUAGUUUUCAAAAAAAAAAUUUUUUUUUUUUUUGGCCACACCAUGGCAUGUGGGAUCUUAAUUCCCCAGCCAGGGAUUGAACCCGUGCUCCAUUCAGUGGACGCAUGGAGUCUUAACCACUG